AUGAUGGACGUGGACGACGUCAUUGCCCGUCAUCGGGCCCGUCUCGACGAGCACCGCAAGUUUCUGCACACCAGUCCGGCAGGUAGCACAAAGCCGCCCAAGAGCCCCGAUGGAAUCAACAGCAGCGGCAUACUGAAAACCGUCACCAGGUUUCAUGCGGUGGGGGACAACACCUUUUCGCCAUUGCCUGCAUGGCCAGGGAGUGAGGCGAGCUUUGAUGUCUCGCCGCAGCCGGACAUUAAUUCCCUCAAGCCCGGGCGAGACAAAAAAGGUCGCGUGAAAAGUGGACCCGGUAAGAAACUUCUGCACGAGCCGAAAACUCUCAUGGGGUCUGCGGAUGUCACGCCUGAGAAGUUGAAGGCUCAGGCGGCUUCCUUUUCUGGAAGGGCGGAGUUGCGUGGAGGAAGGGCCCUUGAGGCUGCGCCGCGUCGGGCAUCCAGCGGUCCAGUUUUGUUGCUCAGUAGCGACAACAACAACAACAAUAAUAAUAA
This is a messenger RNA of Trypanosoma cruzi, 491 nucleotides long. RefSeq lists its product as uncharacterized. The record is from RefSeq and is a predicted model, not a curated record. The annotation marks the transcript as partial. NCBI's taxonomy places the organism in Eukaryota, Euglenozoa, Kinetoplastea, Trypanosomatida, Trypanosomatidae. The transcript has a single exon.